This is a messenger RNA of Varanus komodoensis (Komodo dragon), 9265 nucleotides long. RefSeq names its product coiled-coil domain containing 186 (gene CCDC186). Lineage: Eukaryota; Metazoa; Chordata; Lepidosauria; Squamata; Varanidae. The record is from RefSeq and is a predicted model, not a curated record. Gene Ontology annotation, cellular component: trans-Golgi network. Bases 195 to 2933 code for a protein of 912 amino acids. The transcript is spliced from 16 exons. Gene Ontology annotation, molecular function: small GTPase binding. Gene Ontology annotation, biological process: vesicle cytoskeletal trafficking.
GUGUCUGCGGCAGCCAUCUUUGUUGAUGUGUCAGCUUUCAGACCUUUCUUAGGGGCUGCUUCAGGAACAACUGGAGGACAAGGACCCUCCCCCAGCUCUCCGGUACUCUCCAUACUAAUAAGCGAUGGGAGCGCUGCUGCGGUUGCGACUGAUACUCUGGUUUCCAGUUUCCUAGCAAACUGAUCCUUGGAAGGAUGGAUGAGUACUUACCAGAAGAGCAAAAUUCUCUGGGGACGGCCAACCUUUCAAGGGCUGAGAGUGAAUCCUUCAGCUCAUCAUCUGUUGAGGAAGCUGGCAAAAAACUGGAAAUUGGGGAUAGUCUACACACUGCAUGCACUGGAGAUGAAAAAAGCACUUUCAAUACAGAAAGCAAAGAGUUGGAUCCCACUUCAUCAGCUACUGAUCCCAGUUCACCAGCUACCAAAGCAAGUGGGGAUGGAGACUUAAUUGAAACACAACUUACACCAGAUUUUCAUGGAAAUUCUUGUGCAAAAUUGUUUGAAAUACAAACAAAUGCAUCCACAAGAAACAAUAGCUUACCUGGUGGAGACAGUGAACAGCAGGUUUUGAGAACAAAUAAUGCAAAUCAGUCCCUGGCAGACUUAUUGGAGGAUCAUAUGAAGAGGCCUUUUGGGGACUGUUCAGAAAGUCCAUAUGACACAGAUUGUACUAAAAACCUUAUCUCAACAAUACAGAACACUUCCUCUCAGGAGGCUUUACUAGAAGAAAUAGAAUCUGAGCUCCUGUCAACAGAUCUCCUGAAAGAUCAUAAACUUUCAAAUGGCAUUUGCAAGAGUGAGGCUACAUUGGCUGUAUUUGAAAAAUGCAUGCAAGACAAAUACCUGCAGCAAGAACACACAAUAAAGAAAUUGAUUAAAGAAAACAAAAAGCACCAGGAACUAAUUUUGGACAUUUGUUCAGAAAAGGACAACUUAAGAGAUGAGCUGAAAAAAAGAACAGAAACAGAAAAACAGCAUCUCAACAUUAUCAAGCAGUUAGAGGCCAGAAUAGAGGAUCUACAAAAAGAAGUUAAAGCUGCUAAGGAUAAACUUCUUUCCCAAGAUGCUGCUGCAAAAAAUGCUAUACAGCAACUACACAAAGAGAUGGCUUUUCGUACAGACCAGGCAAAUAAGAAAUGUGAAGAAGCGCGCCAAGAAAAGGAAGCUAUGGUAAUGAAGUACGUUAGAGGAGAAAAGGAGUCGCUAGACCUCCGAAAGGAAAAGGAAGCACUAGAAAGAAAAUUGAGGGAUGCAAAUAAAGAAAUAGAGAAGCACACUAACAAAAUAAAGCAGCUUUCUCAGGAAAAAGCACGCAUUCAUCAGCUCUUUGAAGCUAAGGAAGGUGAGGCUACCAGAAUGUCAAAAGAAAUUGAAAAAUUGAAGGAAGAAAUCAACUCUCAUGUGAUCAAAGUGAAAUGGGCUCAAAACAAAUUGAAAGCUGAAAUGGAUUUACAUAAGGACACCAAAGAUCGGCUUAAAGAGGCAACAGUGAAGUUGACUCAAGCAAAAGAGGAAGCUGACCAGGUCCGAAAGAACUGCCAAGAAAUAAUAAAAACGUACCAAGAAUCUGAAGAAAUUAAGUCCAAUGAAUUGGAUGUAAAACUCCGACUUACAAAAGGAGAACUGGAAAAACACCUGCAGGAAAGGUCUGAUCAUCUGGAGAUACAUCAAGCAAAAAUAAAAGAACUUGAAGAUGUGAAGCGAACAUUUAAGGAAGGCAUGGAUGAGCUGCGAACCCUAAGGACAAAGGCCAAAUGCCUAGAGGAUGAACGAUUGAGAACAGAAGAUGAAUUAUCAAAAUACAGAGAAAUUAUUAAUCGCCAGAAGGCUGAGAUUCAGAAUCUGCUGGACAGAAUAAAAAUCAUAGAUCACCUACAGGAGCAGCAUCAGAGAGAUGAACAGGAGAUGAAGUCUUUGAAGGAGGAAGUGGAUGGUCUGAACACCCUGCUUAGUGACUUCCAGAAGGACAUUGAUGGCAGCCGGAAAAGAGAAUCUGAGUUAUUGGUCUUCACUGAAAAACUGACCACUAAAAAUGCCCAACUACAGUCUGAAACCAACUCCUUGCAGGUGCAACUUGAUAAACUCACCUACAGUGAAAGAGAGUCACAGAAUCAGUUGGAAUUGGUCAGACAAGCAAGAGAUGAGCUGGCAAGUAAACUACAGAAGGAAGAAGAGCUUCACAGAAAGGAUAUUCAGGUGCUUGAAGCAGAAUUGGUAUCUCAGCAGAAAGCCUUUGCAGACCUAAACACCCAGGCAGAUGAAUUAAAAGAUGAAUUGGUUACUCAGAAAAGAAAACAUGCAGCAAAUCUUAAAGACCUCACCAAGCAACUUCAGCAAGCACGAAGAAAAUUGGAUCAACUUGAAAAUGGCAGCUAUGAUAAAGAAGUCAGCAGCAUGGGGAGUCGCUCUAGCUCAUCUGGAUCUCUUAAUGCGCGAAGUAGCAAUGAAGACCGCUCACCAGAAAACAGUGGCUCUUCUGUCACUGUUGAUCAUUUCCCUGAAGUGGACAAAACCAUCUUGAUUGAAAGAAUAGUAAGGCUACAGAAAGCACAUGCUCGGAAGAAUGAAAAGAUGGAGUUCAUGGAGGAUCAUAUCAAACAACUGGUGGAUGAAAUCAGGAAAAAAACAAAAAUAAUUCAGAGUUACAUUUUGAGAGAAGAAGCUGGCACGCUGUCAUCUGAAGCCUCUGACUUCAACAAAGUGCAUUUAAGUAGACGCGGUGGGAUCAUGGCCUCGCUCUACACCUCACACCCCGCAGACAGUGGGCUCACCUUAGAACUGUCUCUGGAGAUCAACAGGAAGCUUCAGGCAGUGCUGGAGGAUACCUUAUUGAAGAACAUUACUCUGAAGGAAAAUCUGCAAACACUAGGAACAGAAAUAGAACGACUAAUUAAGCAGCAGCAUGAACUGGAACAGAGGCUGAAGAAAACAUAACUGAUUGCAAGACCAAGAUGGCAGAAAGCACAGGUGCUCCAAACCAACGUCUGCUGUCAAUCCUAUAAAACUUUAACAAAGUAAAGUGAAUGCUUGCAGAACCCAGGACUUGCCUUGUCUGAAGCAUCAGACACACCAAACUUUUCUGUACAUUAUAUUCAGCCAUAUUGUUUUUCAUUCAAACAAGAUAUCAUGAUUUACAACAUUAAUUGAGAGAGGUUGCAGCAUUCUCAGCUUUGUGCAAUUAAAAUGCCAAUUUAAUGAAGAAGCUUGAAAGGAGAAUAGACACCCGGGGUGUAUUUUUUAUUAUUAUUAUUAUUAUCUCCAGGAGUAGGGAAGAAGAGGGUUGACUCUUGGCCAUAUUCCAUUUAUCAUCAUCUACAGUAUAAACAUGUUCCCAGCAACAUAAAGACAUUCUUGGAUUUGUUUAAAUAGGUGGUUUUAUUUCUAACAUGCAUUGGAAAAGGGCUGUAUGUUAAAUGGUUUUAUUUAAAUAUACCAUCCCUGUGACAUGAUCAUGCAUAUUUUAUCAAUCAGAGGAGAGAGAGAGCUGUUUAAAAUCCCUGCUUACUCUUCAGAUAUUAGAUUAUUUUAACUAAACAAAAUAAAUUGAUCAAGAAAUUUAUACUGUGGUUAUUUGACAUAAGCUGUUGAAACUAUUCUUGGACCUUUGAGAAUCACUAACACAGUAUGAAGUUGAGAAAUGUAAUAAUUUUGCACCCUGGAAAUAGAUUUGCUAAAUGGAAACAGAAAUAAAAAUUGCACAAGUUUAUCACAAUACAAACCUGUGGAAAAAGUAGUAACAUAUUGCAUAUCUGUGUAAGUAGUGAUGCUGUAAUCCAACAUGGUUGGAUGAAGGAAAGAGGGCAUUUGUAUGAGCACUUAAGUCUCUGACUUCAUUUUCUCAUGCUACCAAAAAAUAGGACUCCAAUUACUUUGUUCCUGCUCUUUGCAGUGUAGACAGGAAAAACUAUCCAAUUGCUGCAGUUUAUGUGAAUAAUUUUAGAACUAGAACCAGCAAGGCAUCAAAAAUUAAUUAGCCUGCAAGAAUUCUUGCUGAUUGACAGGAUAUAAUGUGUAUAGUGGUUAGUGUUGGAUUGGGACUUGUGAGACCCAGGUUAUAAUCCCCACUUGGCCAUGAAGCUCACUGGGUGACUUUGGGCCAGUCACUCACUCUCAGCCUAAGCCUGCCUUGCUGUGAGGACAACCCUGAGAGGAGCAGGAAGAGUACGCAAGUCAUCCUGGGUUCCUUGCAAUAGGAAGGAGACAGAAUAUAAAUAAAACAAGUAUAAUGUAUAAUAGAAAUAUAUAAAAUACAAUAAAUAAAAGGAAUUCAUAAAGCUUUCUCUUGUUGGAAACAAGAAAGGAAGAUGAGUAGGCACAAGUUUUAGCCUUGCCUCUUUGCCUUGCUUUGACAAGUACCAGCAUGUCUCUGUGUUUCCAAGCAGCAGCAGAGCAAUAGGAAACAGCUCCAGUUUCUUCUGCUUAAAUGUCUGUCUUCACGUUCCUUUUCCUGGAGGGAACAGCACAUGUUCAGGUUUGUACUUGCCCUGGUAUGAGGAAGGUUAGGCAAAGUCUUGUCUUUCUCCCCUCCACCUCCCUUUUCAGGAAGUUGGAGAUUCAAGUGAAUGCAUUAUUGUAAGUAGUUUUUUGUUGUUAUAUAAAUAGACACUGUGCAAAAGCACUCUGCAGAAAAAUGUAAAUAAUUUGUGACUAUUUUUAACAUUAUACUAAUCAAAUGGCUAUUCAACAUUUUUCCACAUGCCUUUCAAUUCUGAUCAACAUUCCUCUCUCUAUUGCAUUUCCCCACGCACGCACGCACGCACGCACGCACACCCAGGACCCACUUCUCUUGUGCAGGGAACAAAGUCAAUGUCAGGUUACAGUAUUUGGUUGAUUGUUUAUUCAAAAAAACAGUUGAAUUGUUUACAUAGAUGUGUGUGGUUCCAUUCUUCUUCUCAAGGGUAUAGACUUAGUCAUACCCAGAACUAAGUUUUUGGGAGGAAAACUAAACAGAUUCAUUGUAUAAAUAUGUAUAUAAUGCUAGAGGUUGUAUUUUUUUAAAAGCCGUCAUCCAUUUCAUAUUUUUCUGAAAGUGUGAUACAUGUGUGCAAUAGUAACAUGAAAGUAAGCAAAACAUGUUUGCCUUCCAGUUCAUAACAUUAAACUGCACACUCACAUUAUCUAUACAUUUUGGGUGGCAGGGAGAGAACACUCCAAAGUGAACACUCCACAUGAUGAACGUCAGCUGCAAUGCCAUACUCACCUUAGUAGACACUAAGUAGAUCUUAGUAGAUACUUAGACACUUGCACUCUUAGAAAUUGUCCCCAAAUUUUGUUUGAACUUACUGAAUAUAAAUUAGAACUGGGAUGAUUGAAACUAGAUGGGCAUGCAAUUUUAAAUUCAAGUGCAUCAUCCAAGUUAAUACUGCAAAACUAGUAUUAAUGAUCAGAAGUUAUUGCAUGUCAAAUUGUAAAAAAAAGCAUUUGUUGAUAUUGUACGGUAAGAUGGUGUUUAUUUUCAGAGCAGUGUAUCAUUGAACACCAUAAAUUUAGCCUAUUAAGCAGGAUCAUGUUUAAAAAGUGUUAUGUUUGUCUUGGCCCUGAGGCUGGGUUAAAUGCACUCAGAACUUCCUGGGUUGAACUACCUUUUCUCCUUUCUUGAGAACUGGUCCAACAGAAAUAAGAGCUUGCCUUUUAAAAUAUUUAGAUUAUUAUAUUGAGGGGGGAAAUAGCCAAUAGUUCAACAAAAUCAUCACUCUAAGGAGCCUUUGAUAUACCCUAUUUUUCUUAACGAUAUGAAUAAACCCAGAGUGUGUCAGCUUUAUGUUUGCACACUAGCAUGCAAACUUGUGGCUAGCUAGUGAUGCAAAGCAGCUUUCACGUGCAGAACUGGACUUUGAACAUAUCACCACAACGCUGCCUGUUUGCAGUGGCAUGCAAACAUAUUUUGCAUGAGGCACUCAACUCAGAAUGCUAAACACAAGAUAGGCAUUUGCAUGAGCAAAUUUUUAGUGGCUACCAUGUGCUCUUGUUGUUGAGAGAACAAUGUUAAAUGCAAAUGGAGGAGGAUAAUGUAAUUCUUCAGUCUGACUGUGAUCAUUCUUUUAAGAAGUAUAUUCCUGUAUUUAACCUAGAUCAGACAUAUGCAUCUCAGGUUAAUAAGCCAAGAUUUGUACAAACCUUGAGCUUGUGCACUGCAUCCUCAUCCCAUUUCAUCACUUCUAGGCAUAUCAAGAUAACCUAGGGAGUCUUCCAUUAACUAUAAUUUCCUGCAAUAGCUGAACAAGAGAACUGCUUACUGAGGUCAGAACAAACCAGGAUCUUAAAAUGCAUAUAAAUAAGGUAGAGUUUGGGUUAAGAUCCUUGCUUGUUCUGAACCUGGUAACCGUUCUGUUUCAGAAUUGCAUUAACAGGAAACCAUGGCUGAUAUAAAACUUCCUAGAUUAAACUCUGCCAAAAAGGGGAGGAGUGGCACAAAGUCUGAGCAUGCAGGUGAAUUAAUUGUCUUGCCAUUAAUUAAGCUGAGAUUUGUACAUCCAAAGCAACCAAAUUGUGUGUGUGAGAGAGAGGAAAAAGAGAAUAUGGAAAGUACAGAAGUAAGGCAUGUCAUGCGUCUUUAACAGGAAAACCUAAUGUAGGCUGGCAUUUUUCCAUGUAAAAGAAUAACUCUGGCACUUACCUAUAUGUGUUUAUUCAUUGUUGUAUGUUGAUAACUUAAGAAAGGUCCAGGCAUCAAAAAUGCAGAAAAACUUGACAUUACCAAUGGCCUGAUUCUGGAAGAAAGUUUUGCUUUGUACAGUAGCACAGAAAUACAGGUGAUGGUAAUUCAUAUUGCUUUUCUUGUGAAAAGUGGGGUAAAGAAAAAAGCAUUGUGGAGAUAGGAAAACAUGCAAUUGUCCUGUGUAUGUGUUCAAAUAAAUAUUUGUAGCAGCUUAAACACAACUCUCUGUUAAAGAUUGUCUUGCUAUUUUGGCUCUUUCUGUAUGUUCCAACAGUUUGGGAAAGGUUUUGUUAUAGGCCUAGCAAAGUGUUUUCUGAUAGAAAUAUUGCAGUAUCUGUUUCAUCUUUCAGUGUGAGCCAUUUGGAGGCCAUUCAAUGUGAUAGUACCUUUACUAUUUUUUCAUACAUGCAAUCUGAAGGUCCAGAGGGUAGCUACUUAAUAGUGAGAAUUAUGACUAGAGGUGCUUCCAAAUGAGGCUGUAAUUUUGCAAUCACCCUGCCAUAUUUGUGAAAAUUUUCCAAAAAGUCCAGACAAUGUUUUCCAGUGGUAACCUUCCCCUGUCUUCAUACUAGCUGGCAUUGUUCUUACCAAAGCAAAAUGAUUAAGGAGAGAAGGAUGGAAUAGCUGCACAAUGCCUUCUCACCGAUAGCGCUAGGAGCUGCUCUUCCAGAAGCACCCUAAUUCUCCUGCUUUUUUGAUUUUAUGGUAAAUACAACCUGCCGGAGAAAGGAGUGGUAGAUUUAGAUUGGAACACUGGAGUGUUAGAAAAAGGGAUUAACCUUUUCCCCAUGCUAUAUUCUUCCACAGUUUCUUCUAGGUUGAAAUCUCUCUCUCUCUCUCUCUCUCUCUCUCUCUCUCUCUCUCUCUCUCUCUGUGUGUGUGUGUGUGUGUGUGUGAGAGAGAGAGAGAGAGAGAAACUCAUGCUAACUCAACUGCCAAAAUAGGUGGGAGAUUGAAUCAUUAAUAGCAUGAACAGUUAUUGCAGUACAUGACAGAGCAUCUUUCUGGCCAAAAUUGUGUAUAAAACAUUCGGUGAACGAGAACAGUACAUUGUAUGAGAAUAAUAAUAUGAAAAGUGGUAUCUAAAUUUCUUUCAGUUGAUUCUGAAAUAGUGCCCUGAGCGUUGCAACAAUCCAAAAAUGUUUUACUGCCCUGUGUGUAUCCCAGCAAUUCAGUUAUGUGCAUACACUAUAGACUAACACUAAUAAACUUCUCAGCCAGUAUUCUUCAUCAUGAUAAUUCAAGUUUUGUGCCAAGAAAAGUUAAUUCUGCAAUCUUCAUAAAAGGCAUUUUUUCCCAACAUAACUUACUACACUUUUGUUAGCUUUGGACAGGGACCAUAGUUCUUUGCCUCCCCAGUGACUAACAAACAUAUGGCAUGUUAGAAGUACUUGUUUUGUAGAACUUCAAAUACCAUAUCCGAUGCUAAUCAGCACCUUUCAAGCCGUAAUAUCUGGAGACUUGCUUUCAGAGUACUGAUGUGAAAGCAGAGAUUCCCAAGAGACUGAAUUCUGCCCCAGUACCAAAUUCUCUUUUUCUGGGUUUCCACCAAGUUGUGGAGUAUGAACAGUUCUGCCAACAUGCUAGUGCUUACAUCUGUAUUUAGGGCUAGGCUGAUUGUCAUCUGAGGGUUCCGUUCACUAUGGUGAUGCAUAAGGGAAGAAUACUGGCCGGCCCUAAAAACACUGACUUGUAUAUGCCUGUUUGGGCACAGAUCACAGAAUUUCAAGGAGUGUAUAAAUGAAGGCUUAUUCACAUAUAUGUAUACAUCACUUGAUUUCUCAUUUGCUUACACUUACUUGAAUGACCACAUUACAAGUAUUCUGUUUCGGGUGAUGUGGGGCAAUUGCUUAACUUAGUACAGAAAGUUGUAAUGCACGAACUCAUGCAAAUCAUUUCGUGAUGCAGCCCUUCACCAGUUACAGUGAACUUCACCUAACCCUAUUCUUAACACUAUCUCCAUGAUAUUGUCUUCCUCCAAACUGUGCAUUGCUGCCACUAAUAAUUCUUUGCCUGCAAAUUCUUCCUUUAAGUUUAAAUUCAUGUAAGUAUGAUUAUGGCUAAAUGCUGACUGGUGUUCACCAAUAACACCUGUUUUCUGAGCAAGGAGACGUGUGUCCUGCUUUUAAAAUGCUUAGCUGCUGAAACAAAGAAUAGAAAAUGGUUUCCCAAUCAGCCUAGUAUCUUCUUUUUUUAGACUACACAAUCCACUACAAAUGUUUUCUUGCAUAUAAUUCAUAAUCUUUUACAUCCAAGAUCAUUACUGUUUUUUUAACAGUAGGUGGUGCUAGAAAACACUUUGUGUCUUCUAGUGGUGGGAGGGAAAAUAUGUAAGGGAAAAUGGUGCCAGAUGUAUGUAUGUGGAUUGUAGCUAUGGGUUUUUCCCCACUCUUAAUAGACAUUAUCAAUUUUGUAUGCUGAUGGUUUCAUUAUGGUCAAUCUUCCAUUUGUAUGUAUCUGUAUGGAGACAAAAAUAUAUAAAGCAAUGGCUUGAGUUGAUUUAUAUUCUGUAGAUAUUUCUGUAUAAAUGAAGAGUCCAUCCUACAAGAUGUGGAUAUACAUUAUGUAUAUAUCGGACUUUGAAGUAAUAAAUAACACGAACAAAUGA